Camelina sativa (false flax) is the source of this 2201-nucleotide messenger RNA. RefSeq names its product E3 ubiquitin-protein ligase WAV3-like. The record is from RefSeq and is a predicted model, not a curated record. NCBI's taxonomy places the organism in Eukaryota, Viridiplantae, Streptophyta, Magnoliopsida, Brassicales, Brassicaceae.
CUCCUUCUCAUUCUUCUUUAUAGUCUCUCUGAUCAGAUUAUAUUUUACUUCACAAAAAAUUAGAACUCGGAAAAGCAAAAAAAUGGAGAGCCCCAACGAAUUGCGAGAAGCGAAACCGGAUCUGGACUCCAACGACUCUCUCAAUAAUCUUCUCGAUCCUUCAUCUCCUUCUUCUAGCGAUGCCUCAAGAUCAUCCGUUGACUCCACUCGACCCGAUUCUUCACGCCCUCACUCUUCUCCUUUCUCCCGCUUCUCUAAGGGCAGGUGCGCGAUCUGCUUGUAUGAGAUUAGGAAGGAAGACGGGAAGGCUAUAUUUACUGCAGAGUGUUCUCACUCCUUCCAUUUCGAUUGUAUAACCUCCAACGUUAAACACGGAAACAGGAUUUGCCCUUUGUGCAGAGUUCAGUGGAAGCAAGUCCCUUUGUCUGAUGUUGACUCUCUCCCUACCUCUCUGCCUCAAAGGGGUUUUGAAGAUGAUGAGCCUUUACCUCACGGAGAGACACAAUUCCAGAGUGAUGCUGCUCAUCGUCCCCAUCAUCAAUCCCUCCAGAUUAAACUCUUCCCUGAAGUGUCCGCGCUGGCGAAACCGGUUACUCGUAGUGAUUUUGCUGUUCUGGUUCAUCUUAAGGCUGAGGGUGUGAGUGAUGAUGCUAGGCGCGCUCGUGCUCCUUUGGAUCUCAUUACCGUGCUUGAUGUUAGUGGGAGCAUGGAAGGAGUCAAAAUGGAGCUCAUGAAAAACGCUAUGGGUUUUGUGAUUCAGAAUCUUGGUGAGACCGAUAGGCUCUCUGUUAUUUCCUUCUCCUCCACGGCUCGUCGACUAUUUCCUCUUAGACUGAUGUCUGAGACGGGGAAGCAAGCGGCGAUGGAGGCUGUUAACUCCUUGGUUGCUGGGGGCGGGACAAACAUCGCAGAGGGGCUCAAGAUUGGUGCAAGAGUCAUUGAGGAUAGGCGGUGGAAGAACCCUGUUUCCGGAAUGAUGCUUUUGUCCGAUGGACAGGACAACUUUACUCUUUCUCAUUCCAGGGUCCAUCUCAGAGCAGAUUACGAGUCUUUGCUUCCAAGUUCUUGCCGGAUCCCUAUUCAUACCUUUGGGUUCGGCUCAGAUCACGAUGCUGAGCUAAUGCACACGAUCUCAGCAGUCUCUAGUGGCACGUUUUCGUUCAUCGAAACAGAGACUGUGAUUCAGGAUGCUUUUGCGCAGUGUAUUGGAGGGCUUCUCAGUGUAGUGAUUCUUGAACAAGUUGUUGAAAUCGAAUGCGUUCAUGAGCGUGGCCUGAAAAUAUCUUCCAUAAAGGCAGGAAGCUAUAGAAGCCAUAUAGCAUCUGAUGCAAGAACCGCCACAAUCGAUGUUGGAGACAUGUACGCAGAAGAAGAAAGGGACUUCCUAGUGAUUCUUGAAAUUCCAUGCUGCGACAACAAUGGGUCUGCUGAUUCUGAAUCUGUGUCGUUGCUAAAGGUUAGAUGCGUCUUCAAAGAUCCUGUUACGAAAGAGAUUGUCCGUGUGGAAUCUGACGAAUUAAGCAUCCAAAGGCCAAUGAAGCUAACAGGAGAAGAAGUGGUGUCCAUAGAGGUUGACAGGCAGUUAAACAGGUUCCUUGUUUCACAAGCUAUGUCAGAAGCUAGGGUUUUAGCGGAUGGAGGUGACCUGACCGCAGCAAUUGGAAUUCUUAGAAACCGUGAGAGAGAAUUAUCAGAGACACCGUCUGCUCGAUCGAGUGAUAGGCUUUGUCAAUCACUGUCCUCCGAGUUGAAUGCGUUGCAAGAAAGGAUGACGAGCAGGAGGAUGUACAGAACAUCAGGGCGAGCUUACGCCUUCUCGAGCAUGAGCUCGCAUUCGGCUCAAAGGGCAACGGCUCGUGGAGACUCGACCCAGGGUUUAAGCCCGGUACAGGCUUAUCAGACGUCUUCAAUGGCUCGUAUGGUGACUCGGUCUCAGCAACUGGUGUUCGAAAGCCCUAAAGCAUCCCCUGCUCGUGAAAGCCAAAGCCGAAUUUGACAGAAUAAUGAAUUGGGGUUUGUGAUUAUUGUUGCUUUUGGUUUUAACUUGGUUGGGUGGUGUGAAGAGAGAAGUUGAGUUGGUUCUGUUUGAACCGGGGACAUGGUUUCUAAUGGCUUUUCUUAACCAACAAUAUGAUACUGGUUAUCUUUCUUAUUUGGUUUAUUGUGGAUUCGUAUAAAAAGAACAUAUUAUCUUUGUUACA